AAUAAACAGGGCAGCUUGGAAGAGGUACCUGCUUUCUAAUAAUUGCCUUUAGUGGGAACAGAAGUCUCCUUACAAGAAGAUUUUAAUUCAUUUUAAGACUUAAUUUUAUGUUGUUUUUAAGAACAACAAAAAAUAUUUCUGGAAAAGACUGCUGAGAAGAUUUCCCUGUUUCAGCCAGAAGAGCAGAGAGAAGACUGUAAAUCAAGGAAAAGAUUUCCCUCUUCAGACCUAACGAUUACAUUAGGGCUCCUGCAUCUGCAUCUUUUUGGAAGGAUUCUUUUUAUAAAUCAGAAAGUGCUCGAGGUUCAAAGGUUUGCCUCGGAGCGUGUGAACAUUCCUCUGCUCGGCUUUCAACUCGCCUCCAACCUGCGCCGCCCGACCAGCAUGUCUCCCCUCCCGUGAAGCGGGGCUGCCGCCGCCCUGCCGCUCCGGCUGCAGCUAACGACCCGCCCUCGCCGCCACCUGGCCCUCCUGAUCGACGACACACGCUCUUGAAACUUGUUCUCAGGGUGUGUGGAAUCAACUUUCCGGAAGCAACCAGCCCACCAGAGGAGGUCCCGAGCGCGAGCGGAGACGAUGCAGCGGAGACUGGUUCAGCAGUGGAGCGUCGCGGUGUUCCUGCUGAGCUACGCGGUGCCCUCCUGCGGGCGCUCGGUGGAGGGGCUCAGCCGCCGCCUCAAAAGAGCUGUGUCUGAACAUCAGCUCCUCCAUGACAAGGGGAAGUCCAUCCAAGAUUUACGGCGACGAUUCUUCCUUCACCAUCUGAUCGCAGAAAUCCACACAGCUGAAAUCAGAGCUACCUCGGAGGUGUCCCCUAACUCCAAGCCCUCUCCCAACACAAAGAACCACCCCGUGCGAUUCGGGUCUGAUGAUGAGGGCAGAUACCUAACUCAGGAAACCAACAAGGUGGAGACGUACAAAGAGCAGCCGCUCAAGACACCCGGGAAGAAAAAGAAAGGCAAGCCCGGGAAACGCAAGGAGCAGGAAAAGAAAAAACGGCGAACUCGCUCUGCCUGGUUAGACUCUGGAGUGACUGGGAGUGGGCUAGAAGGGGACCACCUGUCUGACACCUCCACAACGUCGCUGGAGCUCGAUUCACGGAGGCAUUGAAAUUUUCAGCAGAGACCUUCCAAGGACAUAUUGCAGGAUGCUGUAAUAGUGAACAUAUGGAAAGUAUUAGAAAUAUUUAUUGUCUGUAAAUACUGUAAAUGCAUUGGAAUAAAACUGUCUCCCCCAUUGCUCUAUGAAACUGCACAUUGGUCAUUGUGAAUAUUUUUUUUGCCAAGGCUAAUCCAAUUAUUGUUAUUACAUUUACCAUAAUUUAUUUUGUCAAUUGAUGUAUUUAUUUUGUAAAUGUAUCUUGGUGCUGCUGAAUUUCUAUAUUUUUUGUAACAUAAUGCACUUUAGAUAUACAUAUCAAGUAUGUUGAUAAAUGACACAAUAAAGUGUCUCUAUUUUGUGGUUGAUUUUAAUGAAUGCCUAAAUAUAAUUAUCCAAAUUGAUUUUCCUCUGUGCAUGUAAAAAUAGCAGUAUUUUAAAUUUGUAAAGAAUGUCCAAUAAAAUAUAAUCUAAUUACAUCAUGA
Rhinopithecus roxellana (golden snub-nosed monkey) is the source of this 1583-nucleotide messenger RNA. It is a transcript of the gene PTHLH, whose product is annotated as parathyroid hormone like hormone. Gene Ontology annotation, cellular component: extracellular region. Gene Ontology annotation, biological process: osteoblast development; adenylate cyclase-activating G protein-coupled receptor signaling pathway; regulation of chondrocyte differentiation. Gene Ontology annotation, molecular function: peptide hormone receptor binding; hormone activity. The transcript is spliced from 6 exons. NCBI's taxonomy places the organism in Eukaryota, Metazoa, Chordata, Mammalia, Primates, Cercopithecidae. Bases 577 to 1110 code for a protein of 177 amino acids. The record is from RefSeq and is a predicted model, not a curated record.